AUGCCCUCAAUGAGACACACGGCCGCUACGGUAGUGGGCGCUCCCAUUACUGUAUUCAGGGGCUGCGGCCUCUCCCCUUGCCUCUGCAUUGUUACCGUAUUAUUGCCACCACUGUAUCUCUGUCCAGCAAUGCCUGGUUUUAGGGGGGUGUUUUACAAUCUUUUCCACCGCUGUAACAUAAUUGCUCUACCAUUCUGCAUGUACUGUACCACAACGCAUCAAUGCUGUACCUUCUUACGGUAUGUGCGACAGCAUUGCGACAUUGGUUGCCCUCUGCUGCGACAUGCGUGUCUGUCACGAUUGUUACUGUAUAAAUAG
Molecule: messenger RNA, 318 nt
Organism: Chondrus crispus (carragheen)
Lineage: Eukaryota; Rhodophyta; Florideophyceae; Gigartinales; Gigartinaceae
Exons: 1
Coding region: 1-318 (105 amino acids)
Source: RefSeq, a predicted model, not a curated record